Messenger RNA from Penicillium hordei, 782 nucleotides. RefSeq names its product 60S ribosomal protein uL11. Gene Ontology annotation, cellular component: ribosome; cytosolic large ribosomal subunit. Bases 78 to 575 code for a protein of 165 amino acids. Lineage: Eukaryota; Fungi; Ascomycota; Eurotiomycetes; Eurotiales; Aspergillaceae. Gene Ontology annotation, biological process: translation. Gene Ontology annotation, molecular function: structural constituent of ribosome; large ribosomal subunit rRNA binding. The record is from RefSeq and is a predicted model, not a curated record. The transcript has 4 exons.
UUUACUCCUUUCCUUCUUCUCUUCUGUAACCACCUUCUUCGACAACCAAGGACGAUUGACUACCUUUCGCACUCGCCAUGCCUCCCAAGUUCGAUCCCAAUGAGGUUAAGAUCAUCCACCUCCGUGUGACUGGUGGUGAGGUCGGCGCUCAGUCCGCUCUGGCCCCCAAGAUCGGUCCCCUCGGUCUGUCUCCCAAGAAGAUUGGUGAAGAUAUCGCCAAGAACACUGGCGACUGGAAGGGUCUCCGCGUCACCGUCCGCCUGACCAUCCAGAACCGUCAGGCCGCCGUCUCCGUUGUUCCCUCCGCCUCUUCCCUUGUCAUCAAGGCCCUCAAGGAGCCUCCCCGUGACCGCAAGAAGGAGAAGAACAUCAAGCACUCCAAGUCCAUCCCCAUGGAUGAGAUCAUCGAGAUUGCCCGCAUCAUGCGCACUCGCUCGAUGGCCAAGGAGCUCCGUGGUGGUGUUCUUGAGAUUCUCGGAACUGCCUUCUCCGUCGGCUGCCAGGUCGAUGGCCGCAGCCCCAAGGAUGUCUCCGAUGACGUUAAGUCUGGCGAGAUUGACAUUCCCGAGGAAUAAAUUAUUCUCUCUUGAAUGAUCAAAAAAAGAGGAGGCCUAUCUGAUUUCUAAGGCGUGCUUCUCUUAAUGAUGAGAUGGCUAGUUGCAGAAUACGAAUGGUUUCUCAAACCAACAAAAUAUUCAUGAGUCAUGACCUAUGAUACCUUUUCCUAAUUUGCGAGUGUCCAGUUGGAACAAAUUGACCAGCUCGCUGCUUGUUCUUUUUUU